UUACCAUCACUCAUGAGCUCUUUGCAUCAUACAGAGAAAAACCCCCCACUCCAAUUGCUGCACUCCUUCAUUUUCUCUGGCUGGUAGAAGACAACUAAAGGGAACGGUUAAGGGAAAAUAGACGCUACUAAACCCAGGGAUUUGGAUUAAACCAAAACAAGUCCUUUGUGGAUUUUUUAAAAACUUUUUUAAAAUUUAUUUUCUUCCUACAAGCUUCUUUUCUCUGAGGCUAUAGAGAUGCCCCUCUCAGCAACUCCAGCUCCUCCCAACACGAAGAAAAAGUCCUCUAAAAUCAUUACUGACCUCUCCAACAUCACACAAAAUGAGGAAGACGAAACAGAAGCCACUGAGUUUGACCUUGGGACUAAGAUUAAGACGCCUAAGGAAGUGAUGCUGGAGGAACUGUCUCUGAUGAAAGGCAAAGGCUCUAAGAUGUUCAAAAUGAGGCAGCAGAGAGUGGAUAAGUUCGUCAUCAGUGCUGAGAACCUGCAAAACCUCCAGAACCUGGCACCUCCUGUAAACUCUGAAAAGACCCCACCCAAGACCCUCCCCAAACCAGAGCCUCCAAAAGAUGAAGUAGAACCUGAGACUGAGAAGGAGAAGAAGAGCUGUGAGUAUGUUAAAACAUAUGUCUCACCAUGGGAAUGUGCUAUGAAAGAUGAUGAUGAGCUCAAAGCCACCCUGAAGCCACAAAUGCCAGGGCCUCAUGUGCACAAGGACCUGCCCCAAUACAAGAGUUUCAAUAGAACAGCGCUGCCUUUUGGAGGAAUUGACAAGGCUUCUCACCUGCUGACAUUUGAGAUCCCUGAGAUCAAGCUUGGCUCUGAAGAACCAGAGCAACUUCCUGUGUUCCAAUGUGACAUCGACUCUCGACCAUCUUUCAACCGUACUCCCAUUGGCUGGGUGUGCAGCGAAGAGCCCAGCUACAUUCCCCUGACCCUGGAACCCAUCCCCUUCGAAGGAGAGACUGAAGACCUCUGAGGACCAUGUUCUGCUGAUUCAUGCAGGCCAUAGCUAUCUCAGGUCAACUUAAAUCAAUAUUGUAGUGUUGGAGAUAUUUGCCAGAUCUCUUGGGUACUGGCAGCUAUGAAGUAAACAGCCAAUAUAUUUUAACACUGUAUGGGAAUGUACAAAUGAGAUGUAAAUACAGCUAUGUACUAUACAUAACCAAGUGGAGCCACCUCAUAAUAUGAGUUUGUUUAAAAAGUCAAAAAAUUGGGACAUGCCAGAAACAUUGUAUUCAUUACCAUGAACGAUCAUUCAAUACAUAAAUAAAAGGAAUUCAAUUCUA
Pangasianodon hypophthalmus (striped catfish) is the source of this 1291-nucleotide messenger RNA. It is a transcript of the gene myoz1b, whose product is annotated as myozenin 1b. The transcript has 6 exons. The record is from RefSeq and is a predicted model, not a curated record. Gene Ontology annotation, molecular function: telethonin binding; FATZ binding; actin binding. Gene Ontology annotation, cellular component: actin cytoskeleton; Z disc. NCBI's taxonomy places the organism in Eukaryota, Metazoa, Chordata, Actinopteri, Siluriformes, Pangasiidae. Bases 238 to 981 code for a protein of 247 amino acids.